GGACCAUGCUGGUAGAAGAAACAGGAAGUGUCAUUUGUUUUUCACAGGAACGAAGAUUGAACGUUGCCCAAUAGUCGGAGUAUGAAAAAGGCAUCAGUUGGCAGCGAGAUGAAGAAGCAAAGGGAGAGCCGGUGCACUCAGAAGACCAUCUCAUUGCUGAGCCCCCUGGGGACGAUCCAAGUCAGUGGAUGUGAGAAUGGUGUGCACACCAUCCAGAUCCUAAUGGAUGUCGCACCUGCUGAAAGGAGCAGCGAGGCCCCCCUGAGCUGCGUGGUCACCGAUAGCCCAGCAGAAACGAGCCCCGAGAUGCAGCGCUGCGUUGAAUGGCUCCAGGCGUACUUCACCGAGCCGCAGACCGCUGGGAGUCUCCCGCUCCCUGCCUUUCACCACCCCGCCCUGCAAGGAGAUGCCUUCACCAGCCGCGUGCUGCAAGUACUUCUGAGGGACGUGAAGUUUGGAGAGACGGUCUCGUAUAAACGCCUCGCCGAGAUGGCGGGAAACCCCAGAGCGGUGCGGGCGGUGGGAGGGGCCAUGAGGAGGAAUCCGAUAACCAGUACGGAGGAAAGUCUUGAUAAGAGUGGCAACAUAUGGAUGCGGUAAGCUUCGCUUUCUUUUGAUUGUGUGACCCCGUGACCCAUGCUUCUGUUUGAGAGCAAGGCAGCCACAUGGUACGGUGGGGGUCUGUCAGGCUCUGGUUAUGGGGCAUUAUUGACCCAGGAUUUAUAAAUAUUUAAUGCACACAUUAAGAUCAUGGUGGAGGGUGGCCAUUAGAGUUCUCCAAUAAAAGAGGCUCUCACGAUGAUUGAAUGGUGUGGCAGAGCUAGUGGCUGUUUGUUGGGUACAAAGAAACCUGCUGAGACUAUAUAUACUGUACCUCCAGCCUGCCUGGCAGGCUUCAGAGCUUUUAAAGCACCCAGCAACUGAGCUAACUUGUCAUUUUUUAUAUAUACAUUAGGUUUUUUACCCUCUGAUUUUAGUCUUUAAAAAGAGGUUUAGUUAAAUUGUUAUAAGGAAUUGAUAUGUAGCCUACAGUGGAUAAUUCUUGGCAUUUUUUUCUGGUGUAAAUCAAGAUUGGAUGAUCCCAGAGCUCAAGGAGUAAUAGAAGAGUGGCAAAACCCAAACUAGUGUCCAAUGCCCAAAACAUGGUAGUGGUUAAGGCAAAUCGUAUUUUAUUAUCACAUUUUAUUAGGUGGUUAGAAAGUGAUUAUUUACAAAGGAAAUAAAGGUUGGAGGCGGUGAGCCACCAGUGACCUUCCUGAGUGAAACAUGGACUGAGAACAUGUCAGGUUUUUCCAAACUCAGUAACGACCUUAAAGAACAGUAAGGCAGGGUAAAAAUAAAAUAAAAUAGGGUUUGUAUAAACCCUAUUUAUUUGUACUAUUUUUGCUUUUUAAACAAUUUUAUUUUGAAUAGUUGUUUAAACUGGACACACCUUACAUCACGAGAAAAAUCAUUUUCCAAAAUAGACUCAGGAAUAACUAUGAUUGUUGCCGAGUUAAAUUAUUCCAAAAAUAUAUUUUGUAAUAAAUCUAAAGGAUGUUUAUUAGCUGUCAGUAGCAACACUUAUUGCAAAUAAAAUAGCAAAACAUAAAAAUCAGUAAAAACGGUUAGAGUAUGUUUGCUUUUGUAUCAGACAGGUAGCUCCAUUCUCCAUGUAACUAAUCACCAGCUUCACUUUAAACAACCCUCAAAUAUAAUGCAGUUCCAUCUAAUCUGGUUUUACACAGAUAAAGAUGUUAAUGGAGUUAUUUACAGCAGGUACGUAAUUAACUGCCUAAAAUAAUUUAACAGAGCUUCUCCUCAGCAAUCCCUAUUCAUGUUUUGUGCAUCUACUUUCUUUGCUGCAUUGAUUAAUUUCGAGUUUGCUUGUUUGUUUUUAUUUUAACCCCCCUCCACCCCCACCCUCUAAAAAAAAAAAAACACAAAGCAGAAUGCAGAAUGCAACGUGAUGGAUCGAAACUUGUGUAUCCGACACAGAUAACGCAGGGAGACAGUUGUGUGCACGUUGUUAUCAGAUGCACCGGGUUAUCAGGGAAAUUAUUUGAAGCCUGCAGAAAAUGAAAUUGCUGCUUUUGGUGUGUCUGUCCUUUGCACUAUCAGCAGCUCCUGGUGGAUCUCCUGCACCGCCGAGAUCCGCGCAUGCCGGCUGGCGUAAUAAGCCGCUGAUAUGCUGAUUGCCACUCGGGUUGCUGUCAUUUAAUUGUGCAUUAAAGGCAGACGUGGCCUCGGACAAUGGCGCCUUGAUGAGAAAUUGACAUUUUGUGACCUGCGCUCCGCGAGCACUCAGGAUGCCAGAUAAGAUGCUCAGUUGUUUUUAAGGAGAACCACUGUUCUUCCCUCAAACACUUCUAUCCUCCUGUUUGACCCACUUGAUGAGUAUAGAUUUCACAGCGCCCCCCUCGCCGUCCCCCCUUUCAGCACUCAAACUAUAAGAGGUUCAAAACGAUACCAGGCCUUAUAGACAAAGGAUAACCUUGCUCUUUCAAUGUAUCGAUUCUUUAUUAACUAGGUGGCUUAAUGCAAUGAAAUGAGGGAUUUGAAUGAGCCCCAUUUGGGGUGCUUUGAAUAAAAAAAGCUUGCACUGUUUAUGAAUGACUACAAUGAACCUUUGAAGCACCACAG
This is a messenger RNA of Xiphophorus hellerii (green swordtail), 2622 nucleotides long. RefSeq names its product methylated-DNA--protein-cysteine methyltransferase. The coding region runs from base 82 to 600 and encodes 172 amino acids. The transcript has 5 exons. Lineage: Eukaryota; Metazoa; Chordata; Actinopteri; Cyprinodontiformes; Poeciliidae. The record is from RefSeq and is a predicted model, not a curated record. Gene Ontology annotation, cellular component: nucleoplasm. Gene Ontology annotation, molecular function: methylated-DNA-[protein]-cysteine S-methyltransferase activity. Gene Ontology annotation, biological process: DNA repair.